Molecule: messenger RNA, 1212 nt
Organism: Rhineura floridana
Lineage: Eukaryota; Metazoa; Chordata; Lepidosauria; Squamata; Rhineuridae
Gene: POU4F2
Product: POU class 4 homeobox 2
Exons: 2
Coding region: 1-1212 (403 amino acids)
Biological process (GO): regulation of transcription by RNA polymerase II
Molecular function (GO): DNA-binding transcription factor activity, RNA polymerase II-specific; RNA polymerase II cis-regulatory region sequence-specific DNA binding
Source: RefSeq, a predicted model, not a curated record
AUGAUGAUGAUGUCCCUGAACAGCAAGCAGCCCUUCAGCAUGGCCCACGCCGGCGGCGGCGGCAGCCUCCACGAGGCCAAGUACUCGGCCCUGCACUCCGCCUCGCCUUGCACCUCCUCGGCCGCUGCCGCCGCGCCCUCCACCAGCUCUCCCAGCAUCACCAACGCCAGCAGUAGCGGCGGCGGCCGGAGCAGCGCCCCGAGCAGCAGCAGCACCACCAGCAGCAACAGCACCUCCGAGGCCAUGCGCCGCGCCUGCCUGCCCACCCCGCCGAGCAAUAUAUUCGGCGGUCUGGACGAGAGCCUGCUGGCCCGCGCGGAAGCCCUGGCUGCGGUGGACAUCGUCUCCCCUGGCAAGAGCCACCACCACCACCCGCCGCACCACAGCCCCUUCAAGCCCGACGCCACCUACCACACCAUGAACACCAUCCCUUGCACGUCGGCUGCCUCCUCCUCCUCGGUGCCCAUCUCGCACCCCUCUGCUCUGUCGGGAACCCACCACCACCACCACCACCAUCACCACCACCACCAGCCUCACCAGGCGUUGGAAGGGGAACUCUUGGAACAUAUCACGCCGGGGCUGGCCCUGGGGGCCAUGACGGGCCCUGACGGCUCGGUGGUUUCCACGCCAGGCCAUGCUCCCCACAUGGCCAGCAUGAACCCCAUGCACCAGGCGGCUCUUAGCAUGGCCCAUGCCCACGGGCUGCCCUCGCACAUGGGCUGCAUGAGCGAUGUGGACGCAGACCCGCGGGACUUGGAAGCCUUCGCCGAGCGGUUCAAGCAGAGGAGGAUCAAGCUGGGGGUGACUCAAGCGGAUGUGGGCUCGGCCCUGGCCAACCUCAAGAUCCCCGGGGUGGGAUCCCUGAGCCAAAGCACCAUCUGUAGGUUUGAGUCGCUUACCUUGUCCCACAACAAUAUGAUCGCCCUGAAGCCCAUUCUACAAGCCUGGCUCGAAGAGGCGGAGAAAUCACACCGGGAAAAGCUCACCAAGCCGGAGCUCUUCAAUGGGGCGGAGAAGAAGAGGAAACGUACUUCUAUCGCAGCUCCCGAAAAAAGGUCCCUGGAAGCCUACUUCGCUAUCCAGCCGCGUCCUUCCUCAGAAAAAAUAGCGGCCAUCGCGGAGAAACUAGACCUCAAGAAGAACGUGGUCCGGGUCUGGUUCUGUAACCAGAGACAGAAACAGAAACGGAUGAAAUAUUCUGCUGGGAUUUAG